This is a messenger RNA of Tribolium madens (black flour beetle), 1618 nucleotides long. RefSeq names its product caprin homolog (gene Capr). The transcript is spliced from 4 exons. NCBI's taxonomy places the organism in Eukaryota, Metazoa, Arthropoda, Insecta, Coleoptera, Tenebrionidae. The coding region runs from base 152 to 1441 and encodes 429 amino acids. Gene Ontology annotation, molecular function: RNA binding. The record is from RefSeq and is a predicted model, not a curated record. Gene Ontology annotation, cellular component: cytoplasm.
GUGUCGGCUUUUCGAUGGAGUGAGUGAUCAUCACAACUUUGUGUUGUCAUUAAUCUUGAACGUUUCUUGCGUUAUUUCAUUUCACAAACGUUAAAUCCUACUUGAACGAGUAGGAAACUUGUCGUUUAAGUCGUUUAAAAACUCUAAAAAAAUGCCCUCGGCCUCGAAUGUGAAAAUUGAUAAGCAAGUGUCUCCAGAAGCAUCUCUUCCGGACUCAAAUUCAACGCCCUUGAGACAAGUCAUAACCCUCGUCGAACACAAAAUUAGGAACCUCGAAAAGCGCAAGUCGAAAUUAGAAUCGUAUAGAGAUCUGCAAAACGCCGGUAAAGAGCUCAAUUCCGAUCAGAAGACUGCCGUGGCCAAGUACAAUGAGGUGACCCAAACGCUCGACUUUGCCAGAGAUAUCUACAAACAGUUCCUAGGAAUUGCCGUUGUCUCGGAAAAGGAGGCCAAAAAGCAAGCUAAGAAGGAAGCGGCUGCCAAAAAUCAGGCCGAAUUGGCGAGACUUCGAGAGAUUCUUUUGGUGCAAGAUGCACUCAAUCAAAUGGGGAAUGAAGCGGUCAGGGAGGAUUUCCUCCAUGGGAGGAACGGCGCCGCACACCUCACCGACGCCGAUCUCAAAUUGUUGGAUGACCUGUACCCAGCCGUGACCCCAAAACACGAAGCGGGAAACCCAACUGCCUUCACGAAUGAGGUUCAAGCCGCCGCUGAGCACCUCCUUGCCGUUGUAGAUGGCAAACCAAAAGAAGUAUUUGGAGGAACUUAUAGUCAAGUCAAAGAAAUUCUUGGUAAAAUCCAUGAAAGCGGUUAUUUUGAUCAAGUUCCUGUGUUUGAGAAUUUGGUUGAGAGUGAACAACCGGAAGUCGCAUCUAGCGACCCUGAGCCCCCUCAGCAACUCCCUUCCAUGGAGAUGCUCUCUAUUGAGUCUGUAGUACCAUCAGCGAUGGUACAACAACCACCCAUAACGGAACAACCACCACCACCACCACCACCAAUGGAUCAGUCUCUUACUCCCGAACAGCAAUUGUAUUUUCAACAACAACAGCCACCUCCGAGACCUAUAACGGAAAUGCUAGGGACUGGAAGUUUCUUUUUUUUGCAAGAAUCCGAGAUUGACACUCCACCUGAACAGAUUCCGAGCCAGACGUUCACGAAUCAGAGUUUUGUGACGGGAGGAGCACCUCCACCACCGAUUCCUUUGCCUCCUUUAUUUCAAAAUAUUCCGACGAAUUUACCACCACAACCACAACCACCGAUUCCAGUGACGGGAAAUAAUAAUAAUAAUAAUAUUGAAGAGGCUCAUAAAGAGGAAGUGCAUAAACAAGGAGGAAAUCGCCCACCGAGAUCCAAUAACCAAUCGUAUUAUCAGAAUAAUAAUAACGGAUACAGUAACAGGCCUAAACAAAACAGGAACGGACCUAGACCUGGAAAUAGGCAUUGAAGAAACAUGACGGAGCAAACGGAAUUCGAUAUUAGUCUCUGAUUUAAUUUAAUUAAAAAACAUAAGUCACUAAAGUCAAUUGGUUCAACUCUCAGGUUGGCCAACAACAAUUUCAUCUAUUUAGUGUUAAAAAUGGAAAACAGGCACAAUUGUGUUGAUUAAACUUGUCGAGUGGCA